This is a messenger RNA of Ornithodoros turicata, 1476 nucleotides long. RefSeq lists its product as uncharacterized. Gene Ontology annotation, molecular function: nucleic acid binding; zinc ion binding. Lineage: Eukaryota; Metazoa; Arthropoda; Arachnida; Ixodida; Argasidae. The record is from RefSeq and is a predicted model, not a curated record. The transcript has a single exon. The coding region runs from base 1 to 1476 and encodes 491 amino acids.
AUGGACUUAAGCAAAUUGCGGGUACCAGACUUGUUACUUCUGCUGGAAGAACUUGGAGGUAGCGCUGGGCAGGCAAAACGGAAACCCCAAAUCAUUGAGCUUAUCCGGGGAAUUGGAGCCGAUGAUGAGGAACUAACGGAAUGUUGGCAGUUGAUUCUUGAAAGAAAAGAGAAGGAAGAAGCUGCAAAACAGGAGCGCGUUGAAAAGGAAAAACGCGAUCAUGAGCUCACUGUGAAAAGAUUGGAGUUAGAGAGACUCAGGUUGGAGGCUGAAAGUUCCGGACGUGUUGUAGGCAGAAGCGCGAACAGUGAGCGAAUCAAAAUCAAAGAUCUGCUACAACCUUUCAAAGUCGGGGAGGACAUUGGUCUGUAUCUCGUCAAUUUCGAGCGCACGUGUGAGAAAGUAGGUUUCGAGCGCGAUGUCUGGCCUCAGAAACUCCUCACUCUAUUGCCCUGUGAAGCCGCGGAUGUCAUAGCUCGGCUAAGUAAAGAAGACGCCGCUGUCUAUGCCAAAGCGAAAGACGCUCUGUUAAAGAAAUACCGCUUGUCUACCGAAGCCUUUCGGCAGCGAUUUCGCACGUCUAACAAGAAGCCAGACGAAUCAUUUCCAGAGCACGCGUACAGGCUGAAGGCAAACCUGCUAGAGUGGCUUAAGAGUGCAGAGGUGCACGGCGACCACGAUAAGGUUAUCGAAUGUAUAGCUUUAGAACAGUUCUAUCGCUGCCUCCCCGAAGCGACCAUGUUUUGGGUUCAGGAUCGCAUGAAAGAGGUAGAUGUGCAAAAAGCCGCAGAACUCGCGGAGGAGUUCGCAGCCCGUCGUAAAGCGCAGACAGUGAGCACGCUGUCGUCUAAGGGUUCGCUGGAAAGCGAGAAGGAAAGCCUAGAAUCAGGAAAGGUUCAUAGGAAAAAGUUUCAUUCCGGGCGUUUCGGAAAAGGUCAGGAAACAGCUAAGCGAAACGGCAGCGAGGCACGACUGACGCCUGCUACGUCAGAAAACAGAGGCCAGUCUAACAGAGAGAAUACGAGGGUAUUCGAGUCUAGGAGACGUGACGUUUGCUACGUUUGUAACAAACCAGGCCACUAUGCGGGAAGCUGCCCGAAUAAAGUAGUGUUUUCCUACGUCAGUAGCAGCGCCGAGAACGCAAAAUUGCUCGAACCGUACCUGCGGGACAUGACUGUAAAUGACAAACCGUGCCGAGUACUACGUGAUUCUGCCGCUACGAUGGACGUUGUCCACCCAUCGUACGUAGAAAAGGAAAACUACACUGGGGAAUCUGCCUGGAUUAAGCAGGUCGUGGAAGAACACAGCGUGUGUCUUCCGUUAGCAAGAGUUACCAUUAAGGGUCCAUUCGGAACACUGGUGACAGAGGCGGCAGUAUCGAGAAACCUCCCUCAGGCGUAUCCCUACUUGUUUUCGAACAAAUCUGAACAGUUGCUAAAGGACCGUGGUCAGUGUUUUUCAGAUGAGCUUCUUUAA